Xenopus laevis (African clawed frog) is the source of this 3616-nucleotide messenger RNA. It is a transcript of the gene pwp1.S, whose product is annotated as PWP1 homolog, endonuclein S homeolog. The record is from RefSeq and is marked provisional. Lineage: Eukaryota; Metazoa; Chordata; Amphibia; Anura; Pipidae. Gene Ontology annotation, biological process: regulation of DNA-templated transcription; rRNA processing. Gene Ontology annotation, cellular component: chromosome; nucleus; nucleolus.
CAAUCCGUGGCUGUGAUAGAUCUGCGCCGUGUUGCAGCCGAAAUGAGUUGUCAGAUAACCUGUCUGUCCUGGGUAUCUCGGGGAGUCGCUAAGCAGGUCCCUGACAAGGUUCAGCUGAGUAAAGAAGAACUGACCAGACUUAUUUCUGAAGCAAAAGAAGAAUUAGAAGGAGAACUUGAUGGCGAGGAAGAUGAAGUUGAGCAAAAUGAAGAAGGCAACAUGGAAAGCACUGAAGACCCCGAGACAGACGCAAACGAGGCUCCCCAAGAUGGCGAGGAACAGGACGAAAGUAUUUCAAAGCUGAAAGAUGACGAUCUGGCAGAAUAUGAUCUGGACAACUAUGAUGAAGAAGGAAGGACAGAUGUUGUGAAUCUUGGAGACAGUCUUGCUGGGCUCUCUGUGUACAGCAGUAAUGAUGAAGAUGCUUAUGUUACACUGAAAAAUACAGAACAAUACGAGCAAGAAGAUUAUGUUAUUAAACCCACGGAUAACCUACUGGUUUGUGGACGGGCAGAAAAGGAUCAUUGCAAUCUGGAGAUUCAUGUCUACAACCAGGAAGAAGAUUCUUUCUAUGUCCACCAUGAUAUACUUUUGCCAGCGUAUCCACUUUGCACAGCAUGGUUGAAUUUCGACCCCAGCCCAGAGGAAUCUACAGGUAACUAUGUGGCAGUUGGUAACAUGACCCCUGUUAUUGAUGUUUGGGACCUUGAUCUGGUCGAUUGCCUAGAGCCCGUCUUCUCCCUGGGGUGCAAACAAACGAAAAAGAAGAAAAAGAAAGGCAAGAAGGGGGCUUCAUCGGAAGAAACACAGGAAGGACAUUCUGAUGCAGUGCUGGACCUUUCAUGGAAUAAACAAGUCAGGAACGUGCUGGCCAGCGCCUCGGCAGACAAUACAGUUAUACUUUGGGAUCUGUCUGUGGGGAAACCUGCGGCCAGCCUCACCAUGCACACAGAUAAGGUGCAGACACUGCAGUUUCACCCUUUCGAACCGCAAACACUCAUUUCUGGAUCUUUUGACAAAUCGGCCAUAUUAUACGACUGCAGAAGCCCACAGGAAAACCACAGAACGUGGCGGUUUAGUGGGCAGGUGGAAAGAGUCGCUUGGAAUCUCUUUUCUCCUAGGAACUUCUUGGCGAGCACAGAUGAUGGAUUUGUGUACUGUUUGGAUGCUCGAUCUGAUAAACCGCUGUUCACAAUUAAGGCACAUGACGGAGAGGUGUCGGGACUUGCCUUAAGCAGCCAAAUAAAGGGAUGUCUCGUGACUUCAUCAGAAGAUAAAUAUGUGAAAAUUUGGGACAUUAUGUUGGACAAGCCAAGUCUAGUUCACUCCAGAAACAUGAAAAUGGGUGUAUUGUUUUGUGCUGCGUGUUGCCCGGAUUUACCAUUCCUUUAUGCAUUUGGUGGACAGAAAGAUGGGCUGCGAGUCUGGGACAUCUCCACUAUUGCUGCUGUGAAAGAAACAUUCGGAAGCAGAGAGAGGCUAGUGGUCUCCACGUCACUGGAUUCGGCAUCUGAAAAGGACGAGGCCAGCGGAACAGCAGACACAAUGGAAUCCUAAAUCCCUUCAACCAAAUAUGUUUCACUAUAGAUCAUUACAGCAUGCAGUUCUAUGGCCAAGUGAUCUAUGGCUAAAGGUGGCCAUACACGGGCCAAUAAAAGCAGCCGACAGACAAAGUCAGCAGCUUAUUGGCUCAUGUGCGGGGCCCUCUGACGGGCUUCCCCGAUCGAUAUCUGGCUGAAAGUCGGCCAGAUGUCGAUUGGACAGGACUAAAAAUCCCAUUGGAUCGUGGCUGCAUCUGUUCGUUGAUGCGUCUCGCGAUCCGACUGCCCGUUUAUCCUUCGUUAUGAUCCGAUCGUUGGGCGCUAGGGCCCACAAUUGGAUCAGCCCGAUAUCGCCUACCUCCAGGUGGGCAUAUCGGGGAGAGAUCCUCUCGUUUGGCGAGAUCGCCAAACGAGCGAAUCUCUAAGUCUAUGGCCACCUUAUGUUAACUAUCUGGCAGAUGAGAAAUGUUUGACUUGUUCUACUGAGCAGCAUCGAUUGAAAUACCACGCGGUGCUGCGGAUGAAGUUGACAUGCGAUGGCAAUAUACUAGCAAGUUCCAUUUGCCAGCUUUUUGUCUUCUUCUUCUUCUUAAAUGUGUACCAUAUGCUAUGGCCCCAAAACGCUAAACAUGUAGCCCUGUCUGUGGAGUUAUUUGUGGUUUUAGGGCAGAGCAGAGAGAUAAUGUCCAUAUAAUACACAAGCUACGAAUAUCUUGUAAAUUAUAUCCUUAUAAACAGUGAGUAGUGAUGUCAUCAGUUAUAAACGGUGAGUUCUGAUGUCAUUUCUGUCAUGUGACUCACUGAAAUUUGUGUAUUAUAAUAAAUAAAGUACCCACAGCUGUAAAAUAUGAGGAUAUUAGAAGUAACCUCGGAGGUUACUUCUAAUAUCCUCGUGUUUUUAUAUGGUCAUGAAACUCCUCGUGACUUAUAAUAUCCUUAUAAUAUACAAGAGGGGGUACUUUAUUCACUAUAUUAUACACAGAGUCAUCAUGAGCUUUGGGUUUUCAAGUGGCUAUAGAUUAUUUUUUAUCAUGAUGACGGAUUUCAAUCCAAAUGCCCCAUGGCCACUCUCACCCCCCCAUUAUCCACUGCACCCAAACAGCCCACAACCCUACUGCCUCACCUGUUCUCUGCUGUGCCAAUCAUGUUGUUCCUUUAAAACACAUUGUUUUUUUGUGUUACUGUUCCUUUAAAACAGGGAUCCCCAACCAUAAUUUUUUUUUUUUUUUUUUACCCGUGAGCCACAUUCAAAUGUAAAAAGAGUUGGGGAGCAACACAAGCUUGAAAAAGUCCCUGGAUGCCAAAUAAUGGCUGCGAUUGGCUAUUUGGUAGCCCCCGUGUGGACUGGCAGCCUACAGGCGGCUCUAGUUGACAGUACAUCUGGUUUUUAUACAACCAAACUUGCCUGAAAUUUAAAAAUAAGCACCUGCUUUGAGGCCACUGGGAACAACAUCCAAGUGGUUGGAGAGCAACAUGUUACUCGUGAGCUACUGGUUGGGGAUCACUGCUUUAAAACAACACACAUUAUGGGGGUUAUUUAUCAAGGUCUGAAUUUCUCUAAGUAUUUGUAACAUAAAAAUCAACUCAAAAAUCGAAUGCCAGAAUGGACCAAAUUUAUCAUUAAAAAAAAGUCCGAAAAAAUUGUCGGGCAAAAAUCCGAUAACUUCGGAGCUUUGCCCGAAAAGUCAAAUUUUUUCGUACUUUUCUGAAAAUACAAAGAAUUUUUCCAAUUUUUCGGUCCAAAAUCCCCAAAAUGAUUGGAUAUCAGUACGGACAUCAGCGCAGGCACUGGGACUUUCACCAUUGACUUAAACAGGACCUUGAGCGCUUUGAGAUGCCAGAUUUUCGAAGUCAGGCUUUUAAGACCAUCGGGCUUUAAUAAAUUCCCAAAAAUCCAUAUUUUUUUUUAAGUCCGAAAACUACGAAUUAUUUGAAUUUCGGAUAUUCAGUGCAUAAUAAAUAACGCCCUAUAUAAAAUCCUUUGCGAUAACAAUUUGACAUUAUUUUGUGACAUUUCUUAAAUGUAAAAAAAAGGUCAGAAUAUGCUGAUAAAUGUUGAUUUAAAAAAGAAAAAA